AUGGACAUUUUAACAAAUAGUUUUUCCAAAUUUUGUUCAUUGCCACCUACAUGUAUCGUUGGGGUGACUGCAGCUGUUGGUUUUAUAAAUUAUUAUUUUAUGUUUGCAGUUAAGGCUCCCAGAAUACACUGUAAAGAAGGUGAAUUUAAAAAUUUUAUUCGUCAAAAUGUUCCAAUUAUCAAUGAAAAGUACUGGCCAACAAUGUGGUGUUUUGAAGCUAGAUUUCAAAGUGUAUUAGCAAGUUUGAUACGAUCAUUUGUAGUUCCUCCAGCACCAUAUACAAGAGAAAUAUUUAAGUUAAAGGAUGGAGGUGAAGUGGCAUUGGACUGGCUGGAACCAAUGAAACGUCCUAAUGAUAUGUAUGAUGCAACAAUUUUGUUUUUGCCUGGAUUAACAGGUGACAGUAAAUGUGAGUAUGUUCGAGCUACAUCAUUGGCCGUGCAAAAGUCUGGUUUCAGAAUUGUUGUUUUCAAUUAUAGAGGAAUUGGUGGCAUUGAAUUGAAGACUCCGAGAACUUAUUCUGCUAACAAUAUUGACGAUUUAACUGAAGUUGUUUGUCAUAUAAAAAGCAAGUAUCCAAACACAAUUUUAGGAGGAAUUGGUGUGUCUAUGGGUGGACUUUUAUUGGGAAGUUUUUUGCAAUCUAAUGAGCAACACGUUCACAAAUAUUUCUCUGCCACUAUGUUAAUUUCAGUUCCAUGGAAUUUAAUUGCAACCACACAAAAUAUAGAAAAACCAUAUUUAAAUCGUUUUCUUUGUACGUACUUAGCAAAAUGUCUUUGUAAUCUUGUUGAAAAUAGUAGCAAUAUGUUAAGUUCAUCAAGUCAUAAAUGGGAUUAUAAUCAAGUCAUUAAAAGUAAAACUAUAAGAGAAUUUGAUUCAAAUUAUACUAUCAAGUUAUUUGAACAUGAAUCUGUUGAUGAGUACUAUAAAUUAGCAUCACUCCAUGAUAAAUUGGAUCGUAUCAGAGUGCCUUGUUUGUGUUUGAAUGCUGCUGACGAUCCAUUUUGUUUGGAAUCUGAUCUGCCACUAGAAAGUGCUGAUAGCAUUGAAAAUGUAGCCAUUUUGGUUACAGUAAAAGGUGGGCAUAUUGGAUUUUUAGAAGGUAUUUGGCCAUUUACUAAUAACAAUGAAUUUAUGUUUCGUAUAAUUGACCAAUAUUUUAGCUCAAUAUUUAAAAAUAAUAACUAUAAAAAAUAUGAUGGUUAG
This is a messenger RNA of Macrosiphum euphorbiae (potato aphid), 1209 nucleotides long. The record is from the annotation of a GenBank genome assembly. NCBI's taxonomy places the organism in Eukaryota, Metazoa, Arthropoda, Insecta, Hemiptera, Aphididae.